Ostertagia ostertagi is the source of this 438-nucleotide messenger RNA. NCBI's taxonomy places the organism in Eukaryota, Metazoa, Nematoda, Chromadorea, Rhabditida, Trichostrongylidae. The record is from the annotation of a GenBank genome assembly.
AUGGAUGUCGUGUUUUUGUCAGUCGAACUGCAAGCAGUGCUUACGACUUUGAGUUUGCCUUUUACGGCAUCGUGUAAACGAGCUUUCCUGUCAUCGGAUGUUGUCGAUGACGUGUGCUGUCUUGCUAUUGCUCGUGAAGAUGGACAAGUAUUAACAUUUCGAAUUCCUAAUUGGUCCACUUUAACAGGAACAUCGAAGGAUAAUCUACAGGCCUACUGUAAAGAAGUUCCUGUACAGCAGCUGCCUUUGCAAAUUUGUCAGCUGGGCAAUGGCACCUCUGAGACUCUCGGCGAUACUUUUGCAGCUUUCUCGUUUGUUCGGGUUCGUCCUUGCUGCAAUAACCGCUUUCUUAUGGGCUUAACCCUUGACGGUAUUUUCGUGGUGACAGACCUUUGGACUUUUUCCACUAUUCUGGAGAAGAACCUUCGUAGGAAUGAG